CUUAUAACUCUCAUUGUCUCACCUCUUAACAAGAAAAUCAGAACAGAGGGAAGGCCAAAAGACAAUAUACAAAUAUAUACAUACAUAUAUAUACAUAUAUAUAUCUAAGAGAUGGGUUGGUUAGACACAGCAAGGCCAUUCAUCGCUGUGAUCUUCCUGCAGGUUGGGCUUGCAGGGAUGGAUAUUCUAUCCAAAGCUGCACUCAACCAAGGAAUGAGCAACUAUGUAUUAGUCGUCUAUCGUCAUGUUAUUGCCACAGUUGUCAUAGCACCUUUUGCAUUCUUCGUAGACAAGAAAAUACGGCCGAAGAUGACCUUGUCAAUCUUUAUCAAGAUAUUGGCACUGGGCUUACUAGAGCCAGUAAUUGACCAGAACCUGUAUUAUUUGGGUAUGAAAUGCACCACAGCAACCUUUGCAUCCGCUAUGUACAAUAUUCUUCCCGCCACUACAUUCAUACUCGCCUUCUUCUGCAAACUUGAGAAAGUGAAUCUGAGGUGCGUGAGGAGCAUAGCUAAAGUGAUAGGUACUGGAGCCACAGUAGCAGGAGCCAUGAUUAUGACACUCGUAAAUGGUCCAGUUAUUGAGUUAUUUUGGACUAAAGAAAGUGGUAAACAUAAAAAAGCAACAGGCGAUCUUGAUCUUCAAGAUUUAAUUAAGGGCGCUGUAAUGAUCACCAUUGGCUGCCUCUGCUAUUCUUGUUUCGUGGUUCUGCAAGCAAUUACACUGAGAACAUACCCGGCGGAGCUGUCUCUUACGGCCUGGAUAUGCCUGAUGGGUACAAUUGAAGGUGCUGUAGUAGCUCUUGUGAUGGAAAGAGGAAAUUUUGUUGCCUGGUCCAUCGGCUGGGAUACUAAACUACUCACGGCGGCAUACAGUGGUAUUAUUUGCUCCGGACUCACGUACUAUAUUCAAGGAAUUGUAAUGAAAUACCGAGGCCCUGUCUUCGUAACAGCUUUUAAUCCGCUCUGCAUGGUUAUCGUAGCUAUCAUGUCAUCCUUCAUAUUUGCCGAACAAAUGUUCCUUGGAAGGGUUAUGGGAGCAGUGGUUGUAGUUGCAGGUUUAUACCUGGUUGUCUGGGGUAAGAGCAAGGAUUAUUAUGACUCUCCAUCCACAUUAAUCCAAGAUCAAGAUCAACAUGGAAAAGAGAUAAUGAUCGCCACAAAUGAAGAAUUAGGCGGUGAUAGGGUUUAAUCUAAAAUUAUUAAUAUCAGACUAUAUAUUUUAAUAUGAAUUACAUAUUUUUUUUUUUUAA
Molecule: messenger RNA, 1252 nt
Organism: Carica papaya (papaya)
Lineage: Eukaryota; Viridiplantae; Streptophyta; Magnoliopsida; Brassicales; Caricaceae
Product: WAT1-related protein At2g37460
Cellular component (GO): membrane
Molecular function (GO): transmembrane transporter activity
Source: RefSeq, a predicted model, not a curated record